AUGCCUGCCAACGGUUCCGCCCCCACCGCUGCCCGCCAGCCCCUCGCGCCCGGCCACAUCCUCUUCACCUCCGAGUCGGUCGGCGAGGGCCACCCCGACAAGAUCUGUGACCAGGUCUCGGACGCCAUCCUCGAUGCCUGCCUCGCCCAGGACCCAUUCUCCAAGGUCGCCUGCGAAACCGCGUCCAAGACUGGCAUGAUCAUGGUCUUCGGCGAGAUCACGACCAAGGCCCAGAUCGACUACCAGAAAAUCAUCCGCGAGACGAUCAAGCAGAUUGGCUACGACGACUCGUCCAAGGGCUUCGACUACAAGACCUGCAAUAUCCUCGUCGCCAUUGAGCAGCAGUCGCCCGACAUUGCCCAGGGCCUCGACCACGGUUCCCUCGAGAACAUCGGUGCCGGCGACCAGGGCAUCAUGUUUGGCUACGCGACCGACGAGACCCCCGAGUUCAUGCCCCUCACCAUCGUCCUUGCCCACAAGCUCAACGCCGCCAUGGCCGCCGCCCGCCGCUCCGGCGCCAUGGCCUGGCUCCGCCCCGACUCGAAGACGCAGGUCACCGUCGAGUACCGCCGCGACGGCGGUGCGAUGAUCCCCGUCCGCGUCGACACCGUCGUCGUCUCCACCCAGCACGCGGAGGAGAUCUCUACUGAGGAUCUCCGCAAGGCUAUCACUGAGGACAUCGUCAAGAAGGUCAUCCCGGCUGAGCUCCUCGACGACCGCACCAUCUACCACAUCCAGCCUUCCGGCCGCUUCGUCAUUGGUGGCCCCCAGGGCGACGCCGGUCUCACUGGCCGUAAGAUCAUCGUCGACACCUACGGUGGCUGGGGCGCGCACGGUGGAGGUGCCUUCUCGGGCAAGGACUGGUCCAAGGUCGACCGUUCGGCGGCGUACACCGGGCGGUGGAUCGCGAAGUCGCUCGUGGCUGCUGGUCUCGCCCGCCGCGCGCUCGUCCAGCUCUCGUACGCCAUUGGCGUCGCCGAGCCGCUGUCGGUCUUCGUCGACACCUACGGCACGGGUACCAAGUCGGAGGAGGAGCUCGUCGAGAUCAUCAACAAGAACUUCGAUCUCCGUCCGGGUGUCAUCGUCCAGACGCUCAACCUCCAAAAGCCGCAGUACCUCAAGACGGCAUCGUACGGCCACUUCGGCAACCCGGAGUACUCUUGGGAGCAGCCCAAGAAGCUCGUCCUCUGA
Epithele typhae is the source of this 1191-nucleotide messenger RNA. RefSeq names its product methionine adenosyltransferase. The record is from RefSeq and is a predicted model, not a curated record. The transcript has 2 exons. NCBI's taxonomy places the organism in Eukaryota, Fungi, Basidiomycota, Agaricomycetes, Polyporales, Epitheliaceae. The coding region runs from base 1 to 1191 and encodes 396 amino acids. Gene Ontology annotation, molecular function: methionine adenosyltransferase activity; ATP binding. Gene Ontology annotation, biological process: S-adenosylmethionine biosynthetic process. Gene Ontology annotation, cellular component: cytosol.